Molecule: messenger RNA, 1376 nt
Organism: Porites lobata
Lineage: Eukaryota; Metazoa; Cnidaria; Anthozoa; Scleractinia; Poritidae
Source: the annotation of a GenBank genome assembly
CGCUGCGAGCAGGAUUCGAACCUGCGCGGGGGAACCCCAUUGGAUUUCAAGUCCAACGCCUUAACCACUCGGCCAUCGCAGCACCUAUACGUUCCUAAUGUACAUAGUUUGAAGAAAAGCCCCUUUGAAAAAGAGUUUACGAAACAACUAAAUGCAAACAGAGCGUUUGUUGCUAUACUGUCAGAGAAUCAAAGAAGGAAGAUUAAUAGUUUGAAGGGGGAUAGGGAAAACGAAGAAAAAUAAUAUAGUUUUUAUCGACAAAGGCCAACAACAACAACAACAAAACGAACAAAAACUUUAAUUCAGUUUCAUUACAGGGUUUGUCAAACAAACGUUGAGUCACUGAAUAUUAUCCAUGGGGAAACACCCAUGUUUUUGAGGUGGUCUUUGCUGUUUAUGAGCAUCCAAUCAUCUUUUUCGUUAUGGGGAUCGUUGACCAGCUCCCAUCGUUAGGAUCGAUGAACUUUGAACCCACACACCUCCACGAAUCAGGUUGGAACCUCAAAACUGACAAAUGGACUGAAAAUAAGAAAAUAGAAUAAAAAAUAUAAAGGAAAUUCUUCUGGAAAAUAAGUGGUUACAUGAUAAUUAAACUUGCGCUGAACGCACGCAGGCAGUUUAAUAAUUGAGGCCUUUUUUAAAUAUUCCAAGUUAGAUCUAAUCACUUAAACUGGCUAAAGCUAUCAGCAAAAAGGAAGUUACGCUGCGAGCAGGAUUCGAACCUGCGCGGGGAUACCCCAUUGGAUUUCGAGUCCAACGCCUUAACCACUCGGCCAUCGCAGCGUCUGGUGAAGCUUUUUCUGACUCUAAUCUUAACCGAUGUUUCACUCAAGUGAAACCAGACUAGAAUUGCACUUGAUGUAUUAUCGGUCCACCAUCACGUUCUCUUUUAUCAUGAAAAUAGCCAAAAACAAUCAAAAUACGCAAUUGAUGGUUGAAAAUCCUGAUUAAUAAUAAGCUAAAAUUGCAGUAGGCCAAGUUAAGGUGGCAGGGAAAAUGCGCGUGUAAUGGUUUCACCCAGCUAACUAGAUCGUAUUUGAGAGGGAAAGAACAAUGGACGUUGUUUACAGAAACGGUCACAUGAUACAGAAUCACUUUGCUGGAAUAAAACGCGGCGGGACUUUGAAACUGGAAAGGAUAUUUUGAAUGAUGUAGUCUUUUUGAUUUUCUUGCCCCAAGGCCUCGUUUGCCUUUUGUCCCGUUUCUAACGCCAGCAAAGUCCAAUGCAAUGUUUCUUGUUACGUAAAAAAGUUCAAAAAAAUGAACGAUAAAUAUAUCCGCCGCGAGCAGGAUUCGAACCUGCGCGGGGAGACCCCAUUGGAUUUCAAGUCCAACGCCUUAACCACUCGACCAUCGCAGCGUCUCCUCCAGAUUGA